CAGAGUGACACGCUGAAUUCGCCAUAAUCAAGAAAACCUUUUCCGGGUGGGGAACUCUGAAAUCACUCAGUGAGCAACCCUAAUUAACCUGAUUUUUUGCUGAUAAUCACUCUCAAUGGAAUCAAAUCACAAAUCCGGGGAUGGAUUGAGCGGCACCCAGAACGAAGCAGCCCUCCGCGCACUGAUUCAGCGCACAGGAUAUAGCUUGGUCCAGGAAAAUGGACAAAGAAAAUAUGGAGGCCCUCCACCUGGUUGGGACGCUGCACCCCCAGAAAGGGGUUGUGAAAUUUUUAUUGGGAAACUUCCUCGUGACCUUUUUGAGGAUGAACUUAUACCAUUAUGUGAAAAAAUUGGUAAAAUUUAUGAAAUGAGAAUGAUGAUGGAUUUCAAUGGAAAUAAUAGAGGAUAUGCUUUUGUAACAUUCUCAAAUAAACAGGAAGCCAAGAAUGCCAUCAAGCAACUAAAUAAUUAUGAAAUUAGAAAUGGGAGACUCUUGGGGGUGUGUGCCAGUGUGGACAACUGUCGAUUGUUUGUCGGGGGAAUUCCAAAAACCAAAAAAAGGGAAGAAAUUUUAUCAGAGAUGAAGAAAGUCACUGAAGGAGUUGUUGAUGUCAUCGUCUACCCAAGUGCUGCAGAUAAAACCAAAAACCGGGGCUUUGCCUUUGUGGAAUAUGAGAGUCAUCGGGCAGCAGCCAUGGCCAGGAGGAAACUUCUUCCAGGAAGAAUUCAGUUAUGGGGCCAUCCAAUUGCAGUAGACUGGGCAGAACCAGAAGUAGAAGUCGAUGAAGAUACAAUGUCAUCAGUGAAAAUACUAUAUGUGAGAAACCUAAUGCUAUCCACCUCUGAAGAAAUGAUUGAAAAAGAAUUCAACAAUAUUAAGCCAGGUUCUGUGGAGAGAGUAAAAAAAAUCCGAGACUAUGCUUUUGUGCACUUUAGUAACCGAGAAGAUGCAAUUGAGGCUAUGAAAGCUUUAAAUGGGAAGGUGCUGGAUGGUUCUCCCAUUGAAGUGACGCUAGCCAAACCAGUGGACAAGGACAGUUAUGUUAGGUACACCCGUGGCACAGGCGGAAGGGGUACCAUGCUGCAGGGAGAAUACACCUAUUCAUUGGGCCACGUCUAUGAUCCCACCACAGCCUACCUUGGAGCUCCUGUCUUCUAUGCCCCCCAGCCCUAUGCGGCAAUUCCCAGCCUUCACUUCCCAGCCACCAAAGGACAUCUUGGCAACAGGGCUAUUAUCCGAACCCCUUCUGUUCGAGAAAUUUACAUGAAUGUACCUGUAGGGGCCGCGGGAGUGAGAGGACUGGGAGGCCGUGGCUAUUUGGCAUAUACAGGCCUGGGUCGUGGAUACCAGGUCAAAGGAGACAAGAGAGAAGACAAACUCUAUGACCUUCUACCUGGAAUGGAACUCACCCCAAUGAACCCUAUCACUUUAAAACCCCAAGGAAUUAAACUUGCUCCCCAGAUAUUAGAAGAAUUUUGUCAAAAAAAUAACUGGGGACAGCCAGUAUAUCAGCUACACUCUGCUAUUGGACAAGACCAAAGACAGCUAUUCUUAUACAAAAUAACUAUUCCUGCUCUGGCCAGCCAGAAUCCUGCAAUACAUCCUUUCACACCUCCAAAACUAAGUGCCUAUGUGGAUGAAGCAAAGACAUAUGCAGCUGAGUACACUCUGCAGAGCCUGGGCAUCCCCACAGAUGGGACCGAAGCUCCCACUGCAGCUGCUGCUGUCGCUUCUGCUACUGCUUUUCCAGGAUAUGCGGUCCCUAAUACCACUGCACCCGUGUCUGCAGCCCAGCUCAAGCAAGCAGUGAACCUUGGCCAAGACUUAACAGCAUAUACAACAUAUGAGGUUUACCCCACUUUUGCAGUGACUGCCAGAGGGGAUGGAUAUGGAGCCUUCUGAAGAUACCUAUCUUUUCAUUAAGAAUAAUAUGCACAAAACUCUCUCUACAGAAAACAUAAACCUUAAGUUUAGUUACCUAAUAAUAUAAUUCCUAAAAUAAUGGUUUUUCUGAAACGACAGAGUGUAUAUAAAUUGUAGAAUCCUUAUAUGAGGAUGUUGCUCCUAGUUAAAUCACACAUAUUUAGGAGCCUGUCAUCUAACAAAAAUCUACAGUCAUUGUCCCCAAAAGUCAUUCUUCGAUGGUAAAUGGGUACCCUAGAUAUUCUGUUUACAAAACCUGUCAUAGUAGAAAGAGAUGUUUAGCCAGGAAGACUUAAGAACUGAGCUGCUCUGGGAAGUCAUUAAAGACAAAGGGAACGAAGUAAGAACCAGAGUUUUGCACUCUGACUAGCAGAUGCUUUUAUCACACACACACACACACACACACACACACACACUUUUCAAAUCAUGUUCCCAUUACCCACUGCCUGGAACAUGUUCCAAAUGAUGAACUCAACCUCACUUCACUAUGAAAAUUCUAUUCAGUCAACUGGCCAUAGAUCAGAAUCUUCUUGACCAUGGCAACCCCCAAGUAUUUUCUAGAAAAAGAUGUGUUCUGCGGAUACUGAUAAAAUUAAUCAGGACCUAUAAUUGUAUUAACUUAUUAACCACAUAUGUUGUUUCCUAGAACCCCUACUCUCCCCAAGAAUCCCACAACAAUAAGUCAUUCCAAUCUGAAGUUCUUUUUCCCCACUUUUAACAUUUUUCUUGUCCGUAUUAAUCUAUUAUCAUUUUUGCUCAACUCUAAUAUUACAGCUCUAAUAUUAUAGCAUAUUACUUGUGGUAAUUCUUCCUAUUUAGCAAAUUGACUGAAAGGUCAUUUUAAACAAAGAGAAAAGUGAAGACUUGCUUUCAUUUCUUUGAUAUUUUUUUUGUAGCACCCAGGCCACCAUCAGUAUUCAGGCACUGAUUCUCUACCUACUCUUUUUUUUUUUUUU
Sorex fumeus (smoky shrew) is the source of this 2880-nucleotide messenger RNA. RefSeq names its product APOBEC1 complementation factor (gene A1CF). Lineage: Eukaryota; Metazoa; Chordata; Mammalia; Eulipotyphla; Soricidae. Gene Ontology annotation, cellular component: nucleus. The record is from RefSeq and is a predicted model, not a curated record. The transcript is spliced from 12 exons. Gene Ontology annotation, molecular function: mRNA binding. The coding region runs from base 116 to 1903 and encodes 595 amino acids.